Molecule: messenger RNA, 180 nt
Organism: Odobenus rosmarus divergens (Pacific walrus)
Lineage: Eukaryota; Metazoa; Chordata; Mammalia; Carnivora; Odobenidae
Product: beta-defensin 33-like
Exons: 2
Coding region: 1-180 (59 amino acids)
Source: RefSeq, a predicted model, not a curated record
AUGAGGCUACUGUUCCUUCUGUUUCUCUUCCUUGUGUGUCUUGUCCAGAUGACAUCAGGUAAGGGGCGAUUCCUCGAAUGUGAAAAAAUGGGUGGUGUCUGCAAGCACCAAAAAACCCACGGAUGCUCCAUCCUGCCUGCAGAAUGUAGAAGUCGGAACAAACAUUGCUGUCGCCUCUAG